AUGGCGAAGAAAGGCGCGGCCGAUAAGAAAACAGCAGAGAAGAAGGCUGGCGACAAGAAGGGGAAAGCUUCGGACUCAUCUGAGUCGCAGGACAAGUCCAAGGGGAAAGGCGGUCUGAAAGCCGCAACUGCUGUGAACGUGCGCCAUAUCCUAUGCGAGAAGCACUCAAGAGCGACGGAAGCUCUCGAGAAGCUCCAGGAAGGACAGGCCUUCAAUAAAGUCGCGCAAGAGUACUCGGAAGACAAGGCGAAGGCGGGAGGUAGUCUUGGCUGGAUGACUCGCGGUAGCAUGGUUGGACCAUUCCAGGAUGCCGCCUUCGCUCUGACACCAUCGACGGUCGACAAGCCUAUUCUAUCACCCCUUGUGAAGACUAACUUUGGCUACCACAUCAUCAUGGUUGAGGGGCGGCGCUGA
Molecule: messenger RNA, 414 nt
Organism: Pleurotus ostreatus (oyster mushroom)
Lineage: Eukaryota; Fungi; Basidiomycota; Agaricomycetes; Agaricales; Pleurotaceae
Gene: PIN4
Product: Peptidyl-prolyl cis-trans isomerase pin4
Exons: 4
Coding region: 1-414 (137 amino acids)
Biological process (GO): rRNA processing
Molecular function (GO): peptidyl-prolyl cis-trans isomerase activity; DNA binding
Source: RefSeq, a predicted model, not a curated record